GGUCUGACGGGCAAGGCUGGGCCACGAGGGCAGAGAGGGCCGACGGGCCCCAGGGGUCAGAGGGGACCACGCGGGGCCACAGGCAAGCCGGGGGCCAAGGGAACGUCGGGCAGCGACGGACCCCCCGGCCCCCCAGGAGAGAGGGGGUUGCCUGGCCCUCAGGGAGCGAACGGAUUCCCGGGACCGAAGGGACCUCCCGGCCCCCCCGGCAAGGACGGGCUGCCUGGACACCCCGGACAGAGGGGAGAAGUGGGAUUCCAAGGCAAGACCGGCCCCCCUGGGCCCCCGGGAGUCGUGGGACCCCAGGGUCCCUCAGGAGAGAGCGGCCCUAUGGGUGAGAGGGGUCACCCAGGACCCCCUGGCCCUCCAGGAGAGCAGGGUCUCCCCGGACCCUCAGGGAAAGAAGGCACCAAGGGCGACCCUGGACCCAUAGGUACCCCAGGAAAGGACGGGCCUCCGGGACUCCGGGGCUUCCCUGGAGAGAGAGGACUGCCAGGCACAGCGGGUGUUCCAGGACUGAAGGGGAAUGAAGGCCCUGCAGGUCCCCCUGGCCCAGCGGGCUCCCCAGGAGAGAGGGGUCCAGCAGGAACAGGGGGUCCCAUUGGCCCCCCAGGCAGACCAGGUCCCCAGGGCCCCCCCGGCCCGUCAGGAGAGAAGGGUGUCCCGGGUGAGAAAGGUCCGAUUGGCCCAGCCGGGCGAGACGGUGUCCAGGGCCCAGUUGGCCUCCCGGGCCCGGCCGGACCCCCAGGAGUCCCAGGAGAGGACGGAGACAAGGGAGAGGUGGGAGAGCCCGGCCAGAAGGGAGCCAAGGGGGGUAAAGGAGAACAUGGUCCCCCCGGUCCGCCCGGGCCCAUCGGACCUGUGGGCCAGCCUGGACCUGCCGGUGCGGAUGGUGAGACAGGCGCCAGGGGUCAGCAGGGGCCGUUCGGGGCGAAGGGAGACGAGGGCCCCCGGGGCUUCCCCGGCCCGCCGGGCCCUAUCGGACUGCAGGGUCUGCCUGGCCCCUCGGGAGAGAAGGGAGAGACCGGGGACGUCGGGCCCUUGGGUCCCCCCGGGCCCCCAGGACCCCGCGGCCCCGCCGGUCCCAGCGGAGCUGACGGUCCUCAAGGCCCCCCAGGAGGUCUGGGCAACCCUGGUAACCAAGGAGAGAAGGGAGAACCUGGAGAGUCUGGACCACCUGGUGUAGGAGGAGAGCCCGGUCCUAAGGGUCCUCGUGGGGAGCGUGGUGAGAAAGGAGAGGCAGGACAGCCCGGUACAGCUGGACCCGCAGGAGUGAAGGGACCCCCUGGAGACGACGGACCCAAAGGAAACCCUGGCCCGCCUCCGGGCUCUUGGGGUCGCGGGCUGUCUCUCCACAAGCCAGGCGAGGGCUCUGUGCGUCGAUGA
Molecule: messenger RNA, 1386 nt
Organism: Lepisosteus oculatus (spotted gar)
Lineage: Eukaryota; Metazoa; Chordata; Actinopteri; Semionotiformes; Lepisosteidae
Source: RefSeq, a predicted model, not a curated record